AUGGUGGAGAACGGAGGCUCCAGUGGUGGUAGUGAGAGUCCGAAUGCUACAUGUGUACGAUCAGGAUUACUAGAAACAUUGGUGAGGGGUGUGUGGUAUCGCGUACACUGUUCACUUGAAGAUGAUUAUCUUAGCGUUUGUUUGGAUGAUGGUUAUGAUGCAACCACGACUCUAAAUGGUACUUUAAACAACAACAAUGUAGAAACACCUAACAGCGACUUUACAGAGGUACCUGAAGCCAUUGCCAACCAAAAGCGAGUUGUACAGGUUGUGAAAUCGGACAACAAUGGUCUAGGUAUAUCCAUAAAGGGAGGCAUUGAAAACAACAUGCCUAUUUUAAUUUCAAAAAUAUUCAAAGGUAUGGCAGCUGAUCUUACAGAGCAACUUUAUGUUGGAGAUGCCAUAUUGUCUGUAAAUGGGGAAGACUUAAAGGAUGCAACACAUGAGGAAGCAGUAAAAGCUUUGAAAAGGGCUGGUAAAAUGGUACAACUUGAAGUGAAAUAUCUGCGAGAAGUGACUCCAUACUUCCGAAAGGCAUCAAUAAUAAGUGAAGUUGGCUGGGAGUUGCAAAGAGGGUAUAUGAUGGAAGCACCACCUUCACCGCCUUCCCCACGACGUCGUCGUGCAGACACACGAUAUGUGCCAUUGCUUAUGGCAUGUGUUGCCAGAAACUUGCGCCACCAUGAUCCUGAGGAGCGCACGAUUGAGAUCUACUCUCCAGAUGGAGUGCAUGCGUUAGCCUUGCGAGCCCCUUGUAAUAAUACGGCUGCGGGUUGGCACCGAUCUUUGCAUGCGGCCGCCAGACGAGCGUGCAGAGCGGCACUGGCGCGUGCUAGGCCUCGGCUUCGUCCCGUGAUUGGUGACGUCAGAUAUGCCGGAUGGCUGGCACGGCGACCACCUCAAGAACAUAUCGGUGCAUCAGCUGGCUCGGAUGAGUCCGAUGAGGCUGAAGGUUGGCAGCCAACGUUUGUAGCAAUCACAGAUCGCGAGUUAAGACUCUACGAAGCGGCGCCCUGGUCAGCGGAGGCGUGGUGUGCACCAAGCGAGUGUUUUGGCCUCGCUGCCACUAGGUUGGCUUGGUGGAGGCGGGGCGGAGCUGGGGCUGCUGCUCUAGGAGUGCGUGCAGGCACGGCGGCUGGACUGAUAGUACGGUCGUUGCGAGCUGAUACCCCUCAUGACCUCGCCGCAGUCGCCGGAGCACUAGUGGACGGUGCCCAUCACGCUGUCAGGGAGCAACCUGAAUUCACCUUCCGUUGCCGCUAUAGAGGCGCGUGCGCAAGGUUGUCUUUGGGCACAGGCGGGGUUUGUGUGUGGGAGGCGGCGGGGUCGUUGGGUCGUGGCGGAGCGCGCGCCCUCUAUCGCCGACCGCUGCAUGCGCUAAGAGCUUCGGCGGAUGACGACCGUGCUGCUCUAUGGCUACACUUCGCAGAUGAUGACACUUUGGAGCUGGAUAUGGAAGGCAGCCCGAAGCCCGCUGUAUUCAUUCUCCACAAUCUUCUGUCAGCGCGAGUCCACUCUCUCCCCGGAGAAACGUCCAAUCAGCCACUAUAA
Leptosia nina is the source of this 1551-nucleotide messenger RNA. The record is from the annotation of a GenBank genome assembly. NCBI's taxonomy places the organism in Eukaryota, Metazoa, Arthropoda, Insecta, Lepidoptera, Pieridae.